GAACAUUUUACCUGGUUAAAUUAAUUUGUCAAUGUUAUGGCUCUCUAACCUUGUGAGAUGUACUUUUGUCAUUUUACCUUUGCUCUUAUGUUGAAAUUUGAUUUCACUUUUGGUGUCUUUCUGACACUUUUUCUGUUACAUUGAGAUUACUGUGUAACAAAUGCUAUCUCAAGUCAAAUAUAUGUUGUAAAUCUUCAUGCUUUUGCUUUGACCUUUAUGAAACAUAGAUAAUGUUUAUUCUAUGGACAUCUGCUUGAACCGUUAUUGGCUUUGGUUCAGCAACUUGCAAAGGAAUAUAGAUUAUAAAUGAAUAUCCUGAAUGUAUUUGGUGCAGCUAAAGGUAUGGCUACUUCUAUUUCUGUCUUGACUAAAAUGUAUUGUUUCCUCAGGAUUGCAAAUGUUAAUGUCACAUGUAUAUAUAUCAGUUAUUGUUUGCUUUUUGGAUGUUUCCCUCAGAGCACCUUUAUCUGCACUGUUUUUCCCCUGACAAUCAGAUGAGCUCUCAAACAGGAGAUGACUUUUAUCAGUCAGAGGAUGACCUGGAUGAGGAUGAGGCGACGCAAUACAUAAUUGAACAGAGUCUGAGUCAGUACAGAAAACUCAAAGGGUUGAAUCCGAGUGAUCUGAAGCCCAGCGCAGACCCUGAUGAGAUUUUCAAAGCUAUCAAGGAGGGGGAUGAGACUGCACUGGAUAGACUAGCAGAGCAACCUGAGACUCUGUCUAGAGUUGAUGAGAGGGGAUGGAUCCCACUGCACGAGGCCGCAGUGCAGGACAACAAAAGAAUACUAGAGAUUAUAUUUUCAGCAUCACCCCCAGGAGCAGUUCAGUGUCGCACUCUGAAGGGUGAGACACCGCUGUUUCUUGCCGUGGUUCAUGGGCUGAGACAGAACGCCACAUUCCUGUUACAGAAUGGUUGCAGCCCAGAUGUUCAAAAUGAUGAGCAGGACUCGCCACUGGUGGCAGCUAUUCUAAAUGACCAGUAUGACUUAGCCACCCUUUUGCUUCGGUACAAUGCCAAUGUAGACCAAACAGGACCACUAAACAGGACCGCUCUACAUGAGUCUGCGUUUUUGGGUUUGGAGAACUUUGUCUACUUGCUGUUGGAGUCGGGUGCCAAUCCGAAUGCACUUGAUGUUAAAAUGAAAACUCCACUUGCGUUGGCUGCACAGAACGGACAUCUGAAUGUUGUGGAGACUCUGUUGGAAAAAGGAGCCCAUGUGAGGUCAGAGUUGGAGUCUGGUACUGUGUUAUUUGAUGCAGCAGCUUCAGGAAACCCUGAUAUCAUCUCCUUGCUCCUGGACCACGGGGCAGAUCCCAACCUUCCUCUUUACAGUGGGCACCUGCCAAUUCAUCGUGUGGCAUACCAUGGACACAGACUGGCACUGGAAAUCCUCAUCCCAGUCACUGACCUACAGGCUAUCAAAGCGAGUGGAAUGAGUCCACUUCAUUCUGCUGCUGCUGGAGGACAUGUCCAGUGUUUAGAAAUUCUGCUCAAAUCUGGCUUUGACCCAAACUUUAUGUUGCACCCAAGGGUGCGCCGCAGCUAUGACGAUGAGCGCAGGUCUGCCCUCUUUUUUGCAGUGUCCAACAACGACCUUCAUUGCACCCGCUUACUGCUAGAAGCUGGAGCAAUGGUGAACCAGGAUCCUGUCAAGUGCCUACAGGUGGCCCUCCGACAGGGCAACUAUGAACUUAUCAACACCUUGCUAAAAUUCGGAGCAAAUGUCAACUACUACUCCAGAGUAAACACCACUCACUUCCCCUCAGCCCUGCAAUAUGCCUUGAAGGAUGAAGUCAUGCUGAGGAUGAUUCUGAACCAAGGUUAUGAUGUUAUGCGUUGCUUUGACUGUCCAUAUGGUGACAGUUCUCAUGACUACGCUCCUUGGACAACCUCAGUCAUCAAAGACAUGGUGUUCUGUGAGGUUAUAACAGUGUCAUGGUUGAAGCCCUUGUCUGGUCAGGUUGUGCGUAUCAUGCUGGACUACACUGACCAUGUCUCAUUCUGCCCUAAACUGAAAGAGACAUUGCAGCAGCAGAAGCAGUGGCCAGAAAUAUGUCAUAUUCAAAGAAACACACGGAGCCUGAAGCACCUGUGUCGGUUGAGGAUAAGGGAGCAUCUCAGCCGUCUGCGCUUGAGAGCCCCAGUUUUUGUCAACUUCCUUCCUCUUCCUUCUAGACUGAAAGACUAUCUGCGUUUUAAGGAGUUUGAUGUUUACAGUAGGGGGAGUAUGGUUAACCUCUGAAGAAGACAAAGUCUAAGAUGGUAUUGAUAUCAGCAAGUCUGAUAAGUUUCUGUUACAUUUCUGCUAUUUUACCAUAAUUAGAUCUUAUGACUAAUAAAUUGUAGAGUUUUGGCUGGGGUUUCCUAAGGACAAAAAAGAUCAAUGCAGGUACAUAUUAUUUUGCCUGCAUUAAAUACAUCUGCUUUUAUAUUACUACUCUGUGGUGGAAGAAAGAACAGCAUUUGUGGAAAAAAUUUAAAGGUUUUGUGCAUUUCUUACGUUGUCAUUUUCAGGUAGACUUUAAGGGUAAUUCACAUUUGCCAAAUUCCCUCUAUUUUUAUGGGGAAAAAAAUACUUUUCUGUGUCAUAAGGUGCCUCUGUUGUUUCAUUUUUGUUUGUUUUUUAGUAUGUAGGACUAUAGGUCUAAUAAGAACUGCCCUACAAAGGGCAGUAGCUGUCUUUACAAAUUUUAAACAGGCAUAUUUUUAAUGGCACAACCCCAGCAAUCAUUCGCUUGACAUGCUUCCUGUUCAUGAUAUUGUUUUUUUUAUUUUUUAUUUUUAAGUUAACACAAAUAAUGUAUUUAACUUUAAUUACAUUUCAAGAACACCCAUUGGAUUGUGCAGGUUGAUGCAUGUCAAUGUAUUUUGUUUUAUAUUGUUUAUAGUUCUUAUCAAACUUGCAAAAUUAAAUUAAAUGUAUAUAAUUUU
This is a messenger RNA of Poeciliopsis prolifica (blackstripe livebearer), 2932 nucleotides long. It is a transcript of the gene asb14b, whose product is annotated as ankyrin repeat and SOCS box containing 14b. Gene Ontology annotation, molecular function: protein binding. Gene Ontology annotation, cellular component: cytoplasm. The transcript has 9 exons. The record is from RefSeq and is a predicted model, not a curated record. Gene Ontology annotation, biological process: intracellular signal transduction. Lineage: Eukaryota; Metazoa; Chordata; Actinopteri; Cyprinodontiformes; Poeciliidae. Bases 411 to 2243 code for a protein of 610 amino acids.